This is a messenger RNA of Ailuropoda melanoleuca (giant panda), 5903 nucleotides long. It is a transcript of the gene TUT4, whose product is annotated as terminal uridylyl transferase 4. NCBI's taxonomy places the organism in Eukaryota, Metazoa, Chordata, Mammalia, Carnivora, Ursidae. The record is from RefSeq and is a predicted model, not a curated record. Bases 189 to 5237 code for a protein of 1682 amino acids. Gene Ontology annotation, molecular function: RNA uridylyltransferase activity; zinc ion binding; nucleic acid binding. The transcript is spliced from 31 exons.
GACGGCGGCGGCAGCGGCAGCGGGAGGCGGCGGGGGGAGCGGGAGCCACUGAGAUGAGGAGGCGCCGCGCGCGCCUGUAGCUCGCGGGCCUCGCAGUUUGUUUGCCUAAUCUGGAAUUGAAGCAAUUCAACUACUGGAAAUCUGCCAUUUCACAGUAUCACAAUUGGAAAGAAGCAGGUUUUCAAAUAAUGGAAGACUCUAAGACCUCUACAAAUGAAAAUCAUGAACCAAAGAAAAAUGCUUGGGCUCUUUCUGAAGAAAGCAAAGCAGUUAAAGUUAUAUCUAAUCAAACUUUGAAAGCUAGAAAUGAUAAAUCCAUAAAAGAAAUUGGGACCAGCUCUCCAAAUAAGAAUAGUAGUAAAAAAAAUAAGCAAAAUGAUAUUUGUAUAGAAAAAACAGAAGUUAAAUCAUGUAAAGUAAAUGCUGCCAACAUAGCAAGCCCUAAAGAUUUGGGAUUAGUCCUUCGAGAUCAAAGUCAUUGCAAAACAAAAAAAUCACCUAAUUCACCAGUGAAAGCAGAAAAGGUACCUGUUUCACAAGCAAAAGCAGAAAAAUUACCAAAAUCCCCUAAUUCACCAGCGAAAACAGAAAAGACACCCAGCUUACAGGCAACAGCAACAGAAAAGUCACUUAGUUCACAGAGGAAAAUGGAAAAAGUACCCAGUUCUCAGAUGAAAUCAGAAAAGGUCCCUGGUUCACCAGCAGAACCAGAGAAGGCGCCCAGUUUAGUGUUGAAGGAAAACAUACGACGAACAGAAUUUCAGCAGAUUGGAAAAAAAAUUCCAAGCUCUUUUACUUCUCUGGACAAAGUGAAUAUGGAUGUAGAGGGAGGAAAAUCUGCUUCAGAAACUGCACCACAAUCUCAGAAGCAGCAAGCAUGUACAGAUAAUACUGGUGAUUCUGAUGAUAGUGCUUCAGGAAUUGAGGACAUAUCAGAUGAUUUGAGUAAAAUGAAGAAUGAUGACUCUAAUAAAGAAAAUUCUUCAGAGAUGGAGUAUUUAGAAAAUGCUACUGUGAUAGAUGAAUCUGCACUGACACCUGAGCAGAGGCUAGGCUUGAAACAAGCAGAAGAACGCUUAGAAAGAGAUCACAUCUUUCGACUUGAAAAACGCUCACCAGAAUAUACUAAUUGCCGAUAUCUAUGCAAGCUUUGCUUAAUUCACAUUGAAAACAUCCAGGGAGCUCAUAAACAUAUAAAGGAGAAACGACAUAAGAAAAAUAUUUUGGAAAAACAGGAAGAAAGUGAGCUUCGUUCUCUGCCACCUCCUACCGCUGCCCACUUGGCUGCUUUAAGUGUUGCAGUUAUUGAAUUAGCAAAAGAACACGGAAUAACAGAUGAUGACCUCAGAGUCCGUCAGGAAAUUGUGGAGGAAAUGUCAGAGGUUAUAACCACAUUUUUACCAGAGUGUUCACUUAGGUUGUAUGGCUCAUCUCUGACUAAGUUUGCUCUGAAAAAUAGUGAUGUUAAUAUAGAUAUAAAAUUUCCUCCCAGGAUGAAUCAUCCAGAUCUUCUGAUACAAGUGCUUGGGAUUUUAAAAAAAAGUGUAUUAUAUAUAGAUGUGGAAUCUGAUUUUCACGCCAAAGUUCCUGUUGUGGUCUGCAAAGAUCGGAAAAGAUUGCCUCUUUGUGGAACCUCAGAUACAUUCUUCUCCCUGCCACCAAAGUAUCUCUGCUAUAAUUCUGUCACCCCUUUAAGUGGUUUGCUUUGUAGAGUGAGUGCAGGAAAUGAUAUGGCCUGCCUCACGACUGAUUUACUUGCUGCUCUUGGCAAGCUGGAACCUGUUUUUACUCCCUUGGUGUUAGCCUUUCGCUACUGGGCUAAGUUAUGCUAUAUUGACUCCCAGACUGAUGGUGGAAUCCCUUCUUACUGUUUUGCUUUAAUGGUGAUGUUUUUUCUACAACAAAGAAAACCCCCUCUUCUUCCUUGCUUACUUGGAAGUUGGAUUGAAGGCUUUGACCCAAAAAGAAUGGAUGACUUUCAGCUGAAGGGCAUAGUAGAAGAGAAGUUUGUGAAAUGGGAAUAUAAUUCAAGUAGUGCAACUGAGAAAAACUCAAUUGCUGAGGAAAACAAAGCUAAGGCAGACCAACCAAAAGAUGAUACCAAGAAGACAGAAACAGACAACCAAAGUAAUGCCAUGAAGGAAAAACAUGGCAAAUCUCCUUUAACAUUGGGAACACCAAAUCAGGUAUCCUUGGGACAGUUGUGGUUAGAGCUGCUAAAAUUUUACACACUGGAUUUUGCUUUGGAAGAAUAUGUCAUAUGUGUACGGAUGCAAGAUAUUUUAACAAGAGAAAACAAAAACUGGCCUAAAAGGCGUAUAGCCAUUGAAGAUCCAUUUUCAGUCAAGAGGAAUGUUGCACGGAGCUUAAACAGCCAGCUUGUUUAUGAAUAUGUUGUGGAGAGAUUCAGGGCAGCUUAUCGGUAUUUUGCCUGUCCUCAGAGGAAGGGUGGAAAUAAAUCUACAGUGAAUUCCAUGAAAAAAGAGAAGGGGAAAGUAAGCAAUAAGAAACCAGUGAAGUCUGACAAUAUGGCAUCCAGUUGCACUCUACUUGGAGAAAGCACAGAAAAAAUAAAUGCAGAAAGAGGUCAACCUGAUAAAUAUGAUGAAAUGGAAUGUACAUCACAGAGAUGUAUUACUGAAGAUGACAGUUUGUUGGUAAAUGAACUAGAUUUGGCUGAACUUGGACAGGAAUCUUGUCUUUCUACUGGUGAAGGCAGUGAAUUAGAGCCAAAAUCAAAUAAGAAACAAGAUGAUUUAGCACCUUCAGAAACUUACUUAAAAAAGGAACUCAGCCAAUGUAAUUGCAUUGAUUAUAAAUCCCCUGACCCAGAUGAAUCUGUUGGUACAGACUGCAGGUCAAAUAUAGAAACAGAGAGUUCACAUCAGAAUGUGAGCACUGACACAUCUGCUACCUCUUGCAACUGCAAAGCUACAGAAGAUGCUUCUGACCUUAAUGAUGAUGAUAACCACCCCACCCAGGAAUUAUAUUAUGUGUUUGAUAAGUUUAUUUUAACCUCUGGCAAGCCACCAACGAUAGUAUGCAGCAUCUGCAAAAAAGAUGGCCAUUCAAAAAAUGAUUGUCCAGAGGAUUUCAGGAAAAUCGAUCUAAAACCUCUACCACCGAUGACAAAUCGAUUUCGGGAAAUACUUGAUUUAGUAUGUAAAAGAUGUUUUGAUGAGUUAUCACCACCCUUUUCUGAACAACACAACAGGGAGCAAAUUUUAAUUGGCUUGGAAAAGUUUAUUCAAAAAGAAUAUGAUGAAAAGGCAAGAUUGUGCUUAUUUGGCUCUUCUAAGAAUGGAUUUGGAUUUCGUGAUAGUGAUCUGGAUAUUUGUAUGACCCUGGAAGGCCACGAAAAUGCAGAGAAAUUAAACUGUAAAGAAAUAAUUGAAAAUUUGGCAAAAAUUCUUAAGAGACAUCCAGGUUUAAGAAACAUUUUGCCUAUAACUACUGCCAAAGUGCCUAUAGUAAAAUUUGAACAUAGACGAAGUGGUUUAGAAGGUGAUAUCAGUUUAUAUAAUACAUUGGCUCAACAUAACACAAGAAUGCUAGCUACUUAUGCAGCUAUUGAUCCUAGAGUACAGUACUUGGGAUAUACUAUGAAAGUGUUUGCAAAGCGAUGUGACAUUGGAGAUGCUUCCAGGGGAAGUUUAUCUUCAUAUGCUUAUAUCCUUAUGGUGCUGUACUUUCUGCAGCAGAGAAAACCACCUGUUAUCCCAGUUCUACAAGAGAUCUUUGAUGGAAAACAGAUUCCACAGAGAAUGGUUGAUGGAUGGAAUGCAUUUUUCUUUGAUAAAACAGAAGAACUGAAAAAGCGUUUACCUUCACUUGGAAAGAACACAGAAACAUUAGGAGAGCUUUGGUUGGGACUGCUUCGCUUCUAUACUGAAGAGUUUGAUUUCAAGGAAUACGUAAUUAGCAUUCGGCAGAAAAAGCUGUUGACAACUUUUGAGAAGCAGUGGACAUCCAAAUGCAUUGCAAUUGAAGAUCCUUUUGACUUGAAUCAUAACCUUGGUGCUGGAGUUUCUAGAAAAAUGACCAAUUUUAUCAUGAAGGCAUUUAUCAAUGGAAGGAAACUUUUUGGUACCCCCUUUUAUCCACUCAUUGGCAGAGAAGCUGAAUACUUCUUUGAUUCCCGAGUAUUAACAGAUGGAGAACUGGCUCCCAAUGAUCGAUGUUGUCGUGUGUGUGGAAAAAUAGGCCACUACAUGAAAGACUGCCCUAAAAGGAGAAGCAGUUUACUGUUUAGACUAAAGAAGAAAGACAGUGAAGAAGAGAAGGAUGGGAAUGAAGAGGAGAAAGAUUCCCGAGACCUUGUUGACGCCCGAGACCUCCACGACACUCGAGAGUUCAGAGACCCCAGAGACCUCAGAUGCUUUAUAUGUGGAGAUGCAGGACAUGUACGAAGGGAGUGCCCAGAGGUCAAGCUGGCCCGUCAGAGGAAUAGCAGUGUGGCAGCAGCCCAGCUGGUCCGCAGCCUUGUAAAUGCCCAACAGGUGGCUGGUUCAGGCCAGCAACAGAGUGAUCAGUCCGUAAGAACUAGACAGUCUUCAGAAUGUUCUGAUUCACCAUCUUACUCUCCUCAGCCCCAGCCAUUUCCACAGAACUCUUCCCAAUCAGCUGCCAUUACUCAGUCUCCAUCCCAGCCAGGAUCCCAACCCAAGCUUGGCCCACCUCAGCAGGGAGCCCAGCCCCCCCAUCAGGUCCAGAUGCCUAUGUAUAACUUUCCCCAGUCACCACCAGCUCAGUAUUCUCCCAUGCACAAUAUGGGAUUGUUGCCGAUGCACCCUCUCCAGAUCCCUGCCCCAUCCUGGCCUAUCCAUGGUCCAGUGAUCCAUUCUGCACCAGGCAGUGCCCCCAGCAAUAUUGGCCUGAACGAUCCAAGCAUCAUCUUUGCACAGCCUGCUGCCAGACCUGUGGCGAUCCCUAACUCUUCUCAUGAUGGACACUGGCCUCGUACUGUGGCUCCAAAUUCCCUGGUGAACAAUGGUACAGUGGGGAAUUCGGAGCCAGGCUUUCCAGGACUAAAUCCGCCAAUUCCUUGGGAACAUGCACCACGUCCCCAUUUCCCUCUUGUCCCAGCUUCGUGGCCUUAUGGUUUGCAUCAGAACUUCAUGCAUCAGGGAAAUGCCAGAUUUCAGCCCAACAAACCGUUCUAUACUCAAGACAGAUGUGCCACCCGUCGGUGUAGAGAGCGUUGUCCCCACCCACCAAGAGGAAACGUGUCGGAGUAAUGCGAGUCCAUUUUCUUUCAGCUGGUCUACCGAUGCACAGCAACCAGCCAAUCCUGCUGUCUCAAGGGUAUCCGUACCUCAAUGUCAGUUACAUUCAGCAGAAAAAGUGACAUUUAAUGGAAAGAAAAAAAAUCAGGUCCUGAUUUAAAAUUUUAACACGUUUAGGUAGCUUAUUUAAAUUCUAAGACUGUUUUUAAAAACUGUAUUAUUUGUAUAUAAAUAUGAACUAUAGUUUUUACUAGUAUCACCAAAUUGAGUGAUACAAAUUUCAUCUAUUUUAUUACCCUAUUUUUAAGGGAAUUUUAUGUUUUGUUUAAUCUUGAUGAAUUGUAUAAAGAGAGAAUUUAAAAAUUACAUUCUUUAUUUUCUAUUAGCUGUAUUCAUACUUCGGUUGCUUCAGACUUUAUAUAUAUUGUUCUUAAGAAUUAGGAAAAACUUUCAUGUGUUUUAAAUUUGUCACUUCUAUUCUUUACAGAACCUUGUAGUGCCAAAAACUUUUUAAAAGGUAAAAAAAAAAAAAAAUAAAACUACAACGUGAAGAUUCAGAAUUUUUUUCUUCUACAUUCUUGUAUAUUGAAAAUAUUCAAACUUGAACAGAAAGUUGCUUUUGUCUGUAUUUGAAGUAAUUCUAUUUUAAGUUAAUAAAUCUUUUUGACAAGAGUCAAA